This is a messenger RNA of Erigeron canadensis, 497 nucleotides long. RefSeq names its product basic leucine zipper 43-like. The transcript has a single exon. The record is from RefSeq and is a predicted model, not a curated record. Lineage: Eukaryota; Viridiplantae; Streptophyta; Magnoliopsida; Asterales; Asteraceae. Gene Ontology annotation, biological process: regulation of DNA-templated transcription. Bases 15 to 497 code for a protein of 160 amino acids. Gene Ontology annotation, molecular function: DNA-binding transcription factor activity.
CAAAAAAUACAACCAUGACUCCACAAUUUCAAUACUUCACUCCUGAAGAAGAUUACUCACCCCCUUUCUUUACAAACUUUAACAUCCAAGAUCCUAUUUCUGUGCUUCAUAUGACCUCUUUCUUAACCAAACCCCCUGAUCAAUACUUCUCCCCAAACAACCCUUCGUCUAUCAGCACCAACUCAACGUCUGAUGAAGCCGACGAGCAACAAAUUGGCAUCAUCACCGAGAGGAAACGAAGAAGAAUGAUAUCUAAUAGAGAAUCUGCUAGAAGAUCAAGGACAAGGAAACAAAGGCAACUCGAUGAGCUUUUGUCACAAUUAGCCCAUCUUAAAACUGAUAACCAGAGCCUCAUGGAGCAGUUGAACCAUGUACUAAAGACCCAUGAGCAAGCUGUUGAAGAAAAUGCACGAUUGAAGGAAGAGACAACCGACAUUAGACGAAAGCUUGGUGAAAUCCAACUUGCUAACAUUUCGUCAAAUAUGCUUAAUUUCUGA